This is a messenger RNA of Culex pipiens pallens (northern house mosquito), 6988 nucleotides long. Its product is annotated as A disintegrin and metalloproteinase with thrombospondin motifs 16. Gene Ontology annotation, biological process: proteolysis. The coding region runs from base 1641 to 4364 and encodes 907 amino acids. The transcript is spliced from 14 exons. The record is from RefSeq and is a predicted model, not a curated record. NCBI's taxonomy places the organism in Eukaryota, Metazoa, Arthropoda, Insecta, Diptera, Culicidae. Gene Ontology annotation, molecular function: metalloendopeptidase activity.
GUAGACUGUUGCGAGCCUCGACGAGCGGAUCUUGGACGACGACGGUGCGAGGUGACGAUCGUGGACGACCCACCGAAGUUCGGCGCGCGCGCGCGAAGGUGUCUCCGCUCGGGUUCAGAUUUUUAUGGAUUAGUUAAUGUUUAACCGUCACACCGAUAAGCUCGGCUUUGUGCGUUCUUCGGGUGGUUCUUGGGUUGUUCUUUCAGUGUGCUCUGGAAGUUCUGCGGUGGACGUUUUCUGGACGGAGGUGUUCGGUAGUGCUGUUCCAGCAGUGCGUUGUUGUGCAUGCGUUUCGUGCGUGUGUGUUAUCGAACUCGGUGGACGCUUGGACAUUGUUGAUUCAGGUGUUCUAGACGAGGUGUUGUGAGUGCUGGAACGCUUGGAGUUUGCAGCACUCGUCGGAGUGAAAGUGAUUCGAUCUUACGAUCCGUUGAACCAAGUCGAAGAGCUUUUCGAUAAAUAAAACAAAGUGUUUGGCGUUGACCGUCUUAAGGAGUUUGUUGGAGUUGGAAAAAAGAGCAGCUCUCUGCACACACGAGUGGCACCUUAAGACCCCCGCUGUAAACCCGUAGACACGUACAAUUAAAAGUGAAGCUGAGCACUUUUUCUUCGCGGUGAAGGCAAAAAUAAAAUAAUAAUAAUAUCCACACAACACACAGACGUACGCGUAAACUGCAAACGGACGGACUUGCGGGUCUUACGGAGAAGGCGUUCAAGUCCACGCGCGUCUAGAGUAGUAAAACCAGCUGAGAGUGACCGCUCAGGUGAAACAAGUUACUUAGCGUUGAGAGGAAGAAACUCCGCGCAGAUCAACGCCGCAUUUUGAGGUUAUUUUCACCUCGGUAUCGGAAUUUGCAGACGUGCCCCCCUGCGUAAACUUCAAAACGGCGCCUUUUCGCCUUUCGACCAAAGACUUCGAGAAAUUUUAAGUAAAACUGAACGUGAAUCAAUUAAAGCCAAACUAAACAACAAGACCUGCGAACCUGUUGUUGAGCUGACCAACCUGCUCAAGCUUUUAUGUAAUUCGGCGCCGUUUUUUUUGCGUUCGCCAUUGUUGAAGAGAAAGAAAUUUGGAUCGCGAGGAAUGACCAUUGAGUAGCCUUAAACCAUCGAAGACAAAAGGAACGAAAAGAAACGAAAAAAAAACGGUAAUAAUAAAAAGAUGGGAAGCGCGCCUAAUUAGUGGAAAAUUAGAUAAAUAUUUCGUUUUUUUCGGUGCGUUUUGUGAGGCAAGUGUGCGUGAGUGUGUGUGAUCGUUUAAAAAACGAAAAAAGGGAGAGUAAUAAUUCGAUUAAGUGAAAACGCUGCAAAAGAAAAGAAAACCGAGAUAAAAAUAGAGUUUAAGGGAAGAAGACGAAUUGGACUCAAAGAACCUCACGAAUAACUUCGGGGUUGAAAACGAAAGUGAUUGAUGUGGUGAUGAUUUGGUGUGGUGUGUAAAUACAGAGCGAAAUUACUGGCUUGUACGAGAAAGGUAUAAUUUCGGUUGAUGAUUUUGAAGAUUCUGACGAGGAUUGUGACCAUUAUUGAGACCUGAGAACGGAGCAGUUGGUGGAUAUUUUUUUGUCCUGUCUCGUUUGCUGUGAACACUCAAUGAACAUCGUAUCUUGGAAAGACUAAGUUAAAGACCCCGCGCCAAGAUGACGCGACUUGGCUUGUACUUCGCGGCAUCAUGGACAUUGCUAUGCACCUACAGCGCCGCCCUGCCAGAUAUCCACCGACAGAUGUCCACGGCCCAGCUGCAGGAGGUGUUUCACGUGGACCACCCGGACGCGGUUCCACACUACGAGCUGAUCCAGCUGAUGCACCACACAAACCAACCCUCGGUUGGUCGCCGGAAGCGAAGCAUAGAGACAGGCCCCUCAAAAGGAGGCAAUCAGCUGGACGGUGGAGGGGGCGGGAAUCACCACGUGAAGAAAGAUCUUAGCAAAGUGAGGUUCAGUGAGAAGGCAAGUGAGAGUGCAGUUCCGGCCAAGAAGCGGACUGUGAAGCAGCCGGACGCAACCGGAAGUGGGGGUAGUGUGAGUGAGCAGAUUCUGCCGGAGAUGCAACCCCCGGCGAAGCAGCCAGCCGACAGUGAUAGUGAGAACAAGAUCGGGGACGACGUGAGCAUUCGGGACAUCAAGCAGCACCGGGUGUCGUUCAGUGCGUUCGGGGAAAGUGUCAACCUGACGCUGGAGAAAACCGAGGGGCUGUUUGGGGAGGAAGGACCGCACUCGUUGCGCAUGUGGAACGUGCGCGUCGACCCGAACGCGACGCAGGGUCUCGUGUACGAGGAAAUACACGAAGAGAAUCCACCAGCAGAAGACUCUUUUGGUAAUAUUUACCAAGAUCAGAAAAAUAUGGCAGCUGUUCUGAUGCGGAAGCAUCUGGAAAGUGGCGAUCUUAUGAUGGAGGGUAGUAUAGGACAUCAACUUGUGAUAAAACCAGUGCCAACCGAAAUCUCCCAGGCGGAGGACGGUAGUGUUCAUCAUGUUAUUUAUAAGCGGACAGUGUCCGAGGAGCAUCACGACCACGCGAGCGACUACGCAUUCAUGGAGCCGGACCGGCUGCAGAAGCGAUUUCGCUCGAAGCGAAGUCCCCAAAGCGGCGGCUACUACAAAUCAUCGCGGGCGAUCGAUACCACCAUCUAUCCGGAGAUCCUGGUGAUUGUGGACUACGACGGCUACCGGUUACACGGCGGCGACAACGUCCAGGUCAAGCGGUACUUUGUCUCGUUCUGGAACGGCGUCGACCUGCGCUAUCGGUUGCUCAAGGGGCCGAAGAUUCGCAUCAGCAUCGCCGGCAUCAUCAUCUCGCGGGGUCGCGACGCCACUCCGUACCUGGAGCGGAACCGGGUGGGCCGGGACGCGAUCGACUCGGCCGCCGCCCUCACCGACAUGGGCAAGUAUCUGUUCCGCGAGCGAAGACUGCCGGUGUACGACAUUGCGGUUGCCAUCACGAAACUAGAUAUGUGUAGAAGACAAUAUGCAAAUGACGCGUGUAAUCGCGGUACCGCAGGCUUCGCGUACGUCGGAGGUGCCUGCGUCGUCAACAAGCGCCUGGAGAAGGUCAACAGCGUGGCCAUCAUCGAGGACACCGGCGGCUUCAGCGGUAUCAUUGUGGCCGCCCACGAAGUUGGUCAUCUCCUUGGAGCCGUCCACGACGGAUCCCCUCCACCCAGCUACCUCGGCGGUCCGGGCGCGGAAAAGUGCCGCUGGGAGGACGGCUACAUCAUGUCCGAUCUACGACACACCGAGCGGGGCUUCCGGUGGUCACCGUGCAGUGUUCAGAGCUUCCAUCACUUCCUCAAUGGUGACACCGCCAGCUGUCUGCACAACCCGCCCCACGAGGACGAAGCGCUAGGACGGGCCCUGCCGGGGACGCUGCUGACGCUGGACGCCCAGUGUCGGCGGGACCGGGGCACGUCGGCCUGCUUUAAGGACGAGCGCGUCUGCGCCCAGCUGUUCUGCUUCGACUCGGCGAGCGGGUACUGCGUCGCGUACCGGCCCGCUGCCGAGGGCAGCGCCUGUGGUGAUGGGCAGCACUGCCUGGACGGCCGGUGCGUGGCCGAGCACGAGAACAUCAUCCCGGACUACUCCCAGCACACGCCGUCGUACGCACGGUUCAACCAGCAACAAGUCAAAUUAAACUACGACGACAAGUCGGUACAGCAGGAAGAAUAUUAUGAACCGUCUAGUAGCACGUCGUCCACGAGCACCACCACAACGACAACAUCCACCACAACAACCUCCACCACCACCACAACAACACCGCCGCCACCGCCACCGACAUCGACGAGGAAUUAUUACCAAUAUUUCAACCACAAAUCCACGAGUACAUAUCACAGUAAUUUCCAAUCUACUAGCUCUAGUUAUAACGGUAACAGUAAUAACUAUAACCACCAAAACAACAACAACAAUAACGAUAAUCACCACAAUCAAAACCAACAACAAUCGACAACCGAAUCUGACUACUACCGCACGAAAGCGACCAAGACCCCGUACGUGUUCAGCAAAUACACCUUCAGCUCGACCAAGAGCCCGUACACAUACAGUCAGUUCACGGCGAGUAGCACAACGCCAUCCACUACCACGGCUAGCACGCCACGAGCCCCGUUCUGGGACGACCACCACACGACCACCACCACGGCCAAGCCCAAGUCCACGUACCAUCCCGUGUUCGAUGUGUACUUUAACCGGAUCGCGCAGACUACGACGCGAAAUCCGUACAACUUUAGCUUUUACGUGAAGCGCACGACCAAGAGUCCGAACUACGCGCUCAACUACGUCGGCGCCAACAGCCAGCUGAGCGCGAGCCGAACGAACGCGACGACCGUCGUCACUGUUGGUGGUGGUAGCCGAACGGACCGAAGUAGUGGAUAGAGAGAGAGAGCGCGAAAAAACGCACGCCCCGAGCGGGACUCGAACCCGCGCACCCCCUAGCCAAGCCAACAGAACAAUCCUAACGCGCCAGGCAGCGUCGCUAUGUUUUGUUGUUGAAAAACGUGCUGCUCGAAGCUUAGAUAAAAGAGACACGCGCGCACAUGUUUGAUCACUACUUACUUCUAUGAAUGUUUAUGUGUGUGUGUUUGUGUGUGUUUUCACUGCCGCUUUUUCUCUUUUUUAAUACACCUCUCUCACUGUCUUUCCUUUUAUUUUUUUUUUCUUAUUGUUGAAAUUAUUUAUGAUACGUUAUUUAUUUUGAUGAGAUAUUCACGUUAAAUACGAUCUAAACGCUAACUUUUUGUUGAUUUUUUAAACUGUUUUAUCGUUACUAACACAAAAAGCCAAGAAUACGUUGAACGUUUCAAUUCUAACCUCUUCAAAACAAAACAAAAACAAACGAUUGAGAGCACACAUAACUCUACCAUUCUUUCAAGCCGAGAAUCAAUCCGAAGUGAAAGAAAAUAAAGUCUGCCAUCUAUUUAUAUUAGCCACACCCUAGUGAAGUAAGAGCACUAUACAAUACAAAAAGCAAAAGAAAAUCACAUAUUUUUCGCGGGAUUACGAAAAAUAGCGCUUAUAUACAUAAAAAAGUAUCGAAUAUCGAAACAUGACCAACCCAAAAACCAACACACAUCUAAGACACAUCACGGUGGAUGAUGAGGACAGACGAUACAAGAAUUUCAUGAAUGCCAUCAAACGAAAGCGAUUACAACACCUAAAGGAGCAACUGCAGCAGCAGGAGAUCGUCAGCAAUCAGCAGUAGUGGUAGUAGUUGUAGUGGAGGGUAGAGACUCUUCUCUUCUCUGUGUACCAUAUAGUACGAUAACUAGUAGUUUAAAGAAAAGUGCGACUUUCCUUGAACAGAUAAGAAUGCAUUUUCUGUUAACAAGUCUUCCAAAAUUUUAAGAUUUUUUUUGCUGAACAUUCACCAAAUCAUGUCAUUCAACACCAUAACCAUGAGAGAACGCGACAAGUGAAAGCAAACAAGACAAGGAAAUUUAGAGUAAGUGAAGAGAAACGAUAAAUUAUGCAGCAAAACAUUCAAAAUAAUGUGAUAUGAAAUUGUGCAAAUAGGCGAAAGAACUACUUCUGCAGGAUAGUUGUUUCUUAUAUAAAAAACAUACAAACAUACUUUGUUUUAGGUUGUAAGCGCAAAAAGAGACAUAGGAAUUAUGUACAAUUUCAGCGUAGAAUGUUAGGGAAAACUCACAAAAAAAUGUGAAAUAACACUAUUGUUGACGUCAAACUGUUUCGAUUAUCGAAACAAACAUGUUUUACUAAAGAAAACAAGAAAUUUGCUUGAAAUGAGAACUUUUGAAACAAUCUGUGAUUUUACAAUGUCCGUCCGAAUUUUUGAGAAACACGAUUUUGUCCCGAAAAAUUUCCAAAAUGAAAUCUUUGCAAAUUAGGAGAAAUCUCUUAAAAACAACUUCUCAUUUCAAGCUCCUUUCUGCCAUCAAAGCGAAAGAAAACACGAUAGCCAUUUGUUUCAGUGCUGCAAGCAUUGCCAUAACAAAAACCAAGCAUAAUCAAGCAAAAAGAAAACUAAAUUGAGCCCAAUCUUAGCCCCACUUACUUCGCUUUGGCUGAUCUCGCGAUCAACCGUGUAAAACCUCCCGAAAGUAGACAACCACCCGAGCAGAACGCGCGGGUAACCGCGAAAAUAACAAAUUGUGUUCUGACGAUCGAGCAAGCUCGAUUACCACAACCUUACCCAAACUUUGUCAAUAUUAGAGAUCGAAAUUUUGCACGAUCAUUACCACCGAGAAGAGUUGAGCAAAUUUGCUACCGGGUAGCAAAAAAGAAAGCAAAAAAAAAGGCAAGCAAAUCAACCAGAAACUGCCCCCUUAACCGAUGAUUUCGUUUCGUUGAAAACCUUCGCAACACAAGCUGUGAACGCAAAAACAAACUGCCCAACUUAUGAAAACCACACAACGAGCAAAACGAAAAACAAGUUUUUCAGUGUGAUGUGACACUUCUCAAAUUUUGUUACGUUUAUUGAUUUGAGAAAUUUGAAAGCGACAAUUUCUUUCCUGUAAAUAUGUACCAAUUUCUAGUGAUAAACCCCCUUAAAAUUAAAAAAAAAAAACUUCUCCGCUGCUUGCAAACGCUGAUUAGCACCGAAGAAACGAAACUCUUGUUGAAAGCUAGUGGCUCCUUAAGGGUUUAAACGUCAACACACGAUUAGAACCACCCACCACAUUUAAGUGGCCGGGGGUUCGAAAUUGCAACAAAAGAUGCGUAUUUUUGUAAAUCUUGGAAGUCUUCCGCAAAAAGAACGUCUCCCAACGCGACACCCCAUUUACCCUAUUCACAACCCUCCCCCCCAAAAAAGACACACGUAGCCCUUAAGUAGAUCUUUAAUUUAUCAGUUUUUAAGGUGUGCUGUCUAGACGGCAAACAAACACACGGUACGUGAGUUAGUAGGGACUUUUUGGCAAUAAAUAAAAAUGAAGGAAAAAGUGUGUUCUACAAAUAUGGGCGCGAACUCGCGUCAGUAGGAAACUGUUUCGUAUCGUUUCGUGUAAAAUAUAUUCUGAAUAAAGGAAACGAAAAAUUAA